ACACCGUACAAUGAGUGCCAGCAACAGCCACGGACCAUCCGCUUCCGUAAGCGCGGUGUCCACGCCGAUCAAUGCCGGUACCAGACCGGAUUCGGCACCUGCCUUCGGAAGUUCGCACCAGGCGUCCACACCACCGAACUCGGGUGGUGGAAAAUUUCUCGACGUCAAGACCGAGGAGAAGAAAAAUCGCCGUACCUCGCUGCAGAUGCUUCUGCCCAAGCUUCCAUCGAACGACAGUGCCGGCCCCAGUCCGGGACCGUCCUCGCCAGGAAUCACGGGAUGGAACGACAACAGCCCCAAGAUCGAGUCAGGAUUCCCAGACAAGAACGAUUCUGCCAAACUCAAUCGGAAGGAGUCGUACAAAGCACAGCGAAAGAACUACCGACGUGAAAAGAAGCGGGUAGCAUCGGAGUUACUCAACUCUCUGCAGGACCCGGCCGUCAUUGUGCUGGCAGAUUGGUUGAAGAUUCGAGGGACACUGAAAUCAUGGACAAAGCUGUGGUGCGUGCUUAAACCGGGCCUGCUGUUCAUCUACAAAAGCCCGAAAACGAAAAGCAGCCAUUGGGUCGGCACUGUACUGCUCACGUCCUGCCAGGUAAUCGAGCGGCCAAGCAAAAAGGAUGGAUUCUGCUUUAAAUUGUUCCACCCACUGGAUCAGACAAUCUGGGCACCGCGCGGUCCGGACAAGGAAACGAUGGGCGCGGUGGUGCAGCCGCUUCCUACGUCCUACUUAAUCUUUCGCGCCCCGAGCCAGGCCGCCGGUAAAUGUUGGAUGGACGCGUUGGAACUAUCGUUGCGCUGUUCGGCAUUGUUGGUGCGUUCCGUGCCGAACAUUGACACGAACCUUAGCGAAGGAGCAACGAGCACCACACACGAAACGCAGUGGUCGGAGGCGGAUUAUGAGAAACACUUCGAUGAGCAUGCUCCGCGCCUGAAAGAACAUUUAAGCUAUCUGCUAAAGUAUCUUCCACCAUCCCCACCGGAGAAGAAAAACUUGCGCGUAGAACCGAUAGAAAAAUCCUUACCCCGUAGCGCUUGCCCCUCGCCGACACCGAUCUUUCAGCAGCUCUACCUGGCGGUCGCCCACUGGGAGCGCUAUCUGCGAGAUUCACCGGAAUUUUUCCGCUGCCGGUCGGUUGACAUCGGUGGUCCCCUGCGUCGCCGCAUGCCAUCGUCCUCUGGCACGGUUUCACCGGCCGGCGGCGAUGGAGAUGACGAAGAAUACGAGGAAGUGUUUAAGAAUGAGGAUGACGGUGCGAUGCUGAUGGCAGGCGGAAAGCGACGUAAUUCGUAUCAGGUCGGAAGCAGCAUUGUGCCGGAAUCGUCCGACGCCGGCAAACUAAUGGCGGUUAAUGGGUCGGAGAAGUUACGGCGCCGUAGUUCGCCGGCAGAUUUCUCCAAAGGUCACCACCAUGGCAUCACUAUACGCAUCUCUGACGAUCAAUAUCUCGACAUCGACAGCCAGCUGGAUCAAGGUACGAUGGUAUCUGCAGGCGAAUCGGAUUCUGAGUCGGAUUUGGGGGAAGGCAUGGAUGUGGAAGAAUUCCCGGAAACUCCUUACGUUCACUCGCCCGAGGAAGAAUUUGGUGCGGCUGGCGAACAAGUGGAAGAGCUGCCGGAAGAGCAUAAAAGUUUGAUUUGGUUCUUGGUGAAACAGGUGCGUCCCGGGAUGGACCUUAGCAAGGUGGUAUUACCGACGUUCAUACUGGAACCUCGCUCCUUUUUGGACAAACUGGCCGACUCGUACUACCAUGCCGAUAUACUUUCGAAGGCUGUGCUUGAAGACGAUCCAUUCACGCGCAUGAAAACGGUCGUCCAGUGGUACUUGUCCGGAUUCUACAAGAAACCGAAGGGUUUGAAAAAACCUUACAAUCCGAUUCUGGGUGAAACGUUCCGGUGUUACUGGCAGCAUGAGAACGGCAGCAGGACAUUCUAUAUCGCCGAACAGGUGUCACAUCAUCCACCGGUAUCCGUGUUCUACGUAACGAACCGGCAGGAUGGAUUUUGUAUCAGCUGUAGCAUUUUGGCCAAGUCCAAAUUCUAUGGCAAUAGUACAUCGGCCAUCCUGGAGGGUGUCGCCACGUUGACGUUGUUACCUCGCGGUGAAUGCUACACACUAACAGUGCCGUACGCGCACUGCAAGGGCAUCCUAAUGGGGACGCUUUCGAUGGAGUUGGGUGGCAAAGUGUCGAUCGAAUGUGAAAACACGGGCUACAAGACGGAGCUGGAGUUUAAGCUGAAACCGUUCCUCGGUGGUAACGAGUACACGAAUCUCGUCGUAGGCAAGCUCAAGCUGGGCAAGGAAACGAUGGCCUCCAUCAACGGUCAUUGGGAUAGUGAGAUACGGAUAAAAGAUUCGCGCACGAACGAGGAAACGGUUCUGUUCAAUCCUACGCCGGAUAUACGAGGACGGCGACUUAAAAGGUUUACCGUACCGAUGGAAUCGCAGGGAAUGAACGAAUCGGAACGAUUGUGGCAACACGUAUCUGCUGCCAUUCAUCGGGACGAUCAGGUAGGAGCAACGGAGGAAAAGACGGCCCUGGAAGAAGCGCAACGCAUCUCGGCGAAAGAACGGAAGGCUACCUGUACCGAGUGGAUACCGUUGCUGUUUCAGCAAGAUUUUGUUACCGGUCAGUGGCACUAUAAGUUUGCUGAUUUGCGCCCCUGGGAUCCAAGGAACGAUCUGCGUCAGUAUGAGAGCAAUUAUCGGAUUCAAACGAAAACGCGACAUCAGGCACCGAUGGUGCGUACGGCUUCGGUCGUGAGUACGGAUCCGCUUAACAUACUGCAGGUAGAUUCGCGUGGCUCGCUACGCAAAAAUCGCUCGGGAGCAAUAAAGUCACGGAAAAUAUCUUCCAACACAUCGACACCGGAUCUGAACGAUCCGAAUUCGGACUCUAGUCAUUCGAACGACCAUGACACCGUACUUUCUAGCACAAGAAUCAUGCAAACGCUGGACGACAUCAACAAAAAGUUGGAGGAACACUCCAAGAAGCUUGUUAAACUGCAGCUGGACAUGGACAAAAUACAUUGGGCACCGCCGCGAAGGCAGCAGUUUAAUGCGGAUGGUCCGUUGGCAAUACUUUCGUCGCUUAACGUUAAGACGGUGGUAUUUGUUGUUAUAGGGUUCUUGCUACAGUUGUUAGUUUCAUGGUUUCUCAUAAAGCGUUCGUUUGCCACGGCAAUUACACCACCAGGAGGCAGCAAGGAUGCUGAUGCCGGAGGUGGCGGUGAUAAUGGUGGCGAAGGUACAGCAAGCAAUUAAACAUAUGAUAUUCGGCUUCAUGGUAACGAUACGCAAGAUACAUGUUAGAUUACGCUAUUUGAUACUCUUUUAUACACAUUAAUCG
Messenger RNA from Anopheles maculipalpis, 3350 nucleotides. RefSeq names its product oxysterol-binding protein-related protein 8 (gene Orp8). Gene Ontology annotation, molecular function: cholesterol binding. The record is from RefSeq and is a predicted model, not a curated record. NCBI's taxonomy places the organism in Eukaryota, Metazoa, Arthropoda, Insecta, Diptera, Culicidae. Gene Ontology annotation, cellular component: intracellular membrane-bounded organelle; membrane; cytosol. The transcript is spliced from 9 exons. Bases 11 to 3265 code for a protein of 1084 amino acids.